Messenger RNA from Salvelinus fontinalis (brook trout), 2567 nucleotides. RefSeq names its product P2Y purinoceptor 1-like. Gene Ontology annotation, molecular function: neuropeptide receptor activity. Bases 940 to 1923 code for a protein of 327 amino acids. Lineage: Eukaryota; Metazoa; Chordata; Actinopteri; Salmoniformes; Salmonidae. Gene Ontology annotation, biological process: G protein-coupled receptor signaling pathway. Gene Ontology annotation, cellular component: membrane. The record is from RefSeq and is a predicted model, not a curated record. The transcript has a single exon.
CAGUAUCUAAUGACUUCCAUUGGACUCACAGAUCAGUGCAAAUAUAGUCACAAUGAGAUAUGUUUAAAAAAAGCAGUCUAUGACUUUGGUGGCUGUAGUCUUUGACACUUUGUAUUGCCUUCCUCUAACACUGCAUGGUAUAGAGGUCCUGGAUGGCAGGGAGCUCGGCCCCAGUGAUGUACUGGGCCGUACACACUACUCUCUGUAGCGCCUUGCGGUCAGAUGCCAAGCAGUUGCCAUACCAAGCGGUAAUGCAGCCAGUCAAGAUGCUCUCGAUGGUGCAGCUGUAGAUCUUUAUGAGGAUCUGAGGGCCAAUGCCAAAUCUUUUCAGCCUCCUGAGGGGGAAGAGGCGUUGUCGUGCCCUCUUCACAACUGUGUUGGUGUGUGUGGACCAUAAUAGAUCCUUAGUGAUGUGGACACCGAGGAACUUGAAGCUCUCGAACAGCUCCGCUACAGCCCUGGGAAUGGGAGCGUGCUCUGCCCUCCGUGUCCUGCAGUCUACUAUCAGCUCUUGUGUCUUGCUGACAUUGAGGGAGAGCUUGUUGUCUCUGACCUCCUUCCUAUGGGCUGUCUUAUCAUUGUGUUUGUGUGUGUGUGUGUGUGUGUGUGUGUGUGUGUGUGUGUGUGUGUGUGUGUGUGUGUGUGUGUGUGUGUGUGUGUGUGUGUGUGUGUGUGGACGUACAUGGGUUUCCUGUUUGUAGUUGGGUGUGUCUGCUCUUCUGCAUGCCUACCGAGAAACCAUAGACCACACGGCAAUGUCAAACAAGUUCAAAUAGAAAACAAUGAUGUGGAGCACUGAGAAGAACUGAGCAGUGCUAGGAAACUGAGAAUCUGACUUCAUUCAACUUGACCUUUAUUUAUAGAGGUUAUUCUCAUCCAGCUACAAUAUCUUUGGCAAGACAGACCUGUUCAUAAUCAAAUAUUUUUUGAGGAAAGAAAAUGAAGACAAACUUUUCCUGUGGACACAUUAACAUGGACUUCACUCACACGUUUUUACCUACAGUGUAUAUGUCAGUGUUUAUUGUCGGUCUUGUUGCUAACUGCUGGGGACUAAAAUCCUUGUUUGCGAACUGGAAGAAAUUCGGAAAUAUCAACAUUUUUGUUCUGAACCUUGGAGUUGCAGAUAUUCUGUAUUUGCUCACUCUUCCAUUUCUGUUUACGUACUACUCAGCAGGCAGUCACUGGGCCUUUGGACAAGUCUUCUGCAAGAUUACAAGAUUCUGCUUCAAUUUGAACUUGUAUGGCAGUAUUGGUUUCCUCACGUGUAUUAGUGUAUACAGGUACCUGAGCAUUGUCCACCCACUGAGAGUGAUGGGCAGGAUAACAAGGGGCCACUCUGUAGUCAUCACAGCUGUAAUUUGGGGUUUAGUCUGCAUUGAGAGUAUUCCUGAUAUGUUCUUUGACAAAACAUUAUUCAACUCUUCUUCAGGGAAUGUCAAAUGCGUUGACACCACCUCCAACUUCUCUACCAAGGAAUACCUGGACUACAGUAUUGCGUGGACAGUAUCUGGAUUUUUCAUCCCUCUGCUCAUCAUAUUGGGUUGCUAUGGACAUGUGGCUGUGGUCCUCUUAAACAACCCCAACAUUGAUCAAGUGAUGAAGCAGAGAUGCCUAAAACUGGUGUUCAUUGUGACUUUACUCUUCUCAGUCUGCUACAUACCGUAUCACAUAUUCAGAAAUCUAAACCUGAAGACUAGGAUUUUGAAAAGCAAAGGCACGUGUGAAGAUUGGUUUGCUGGCAUCUACAUUGCUCACCAAGUCAGCCGAGCACUCGUGUGUCUAAACAGUGCCAUCAACCCAUUGAUUUACAUCCACAGCAAUGAAAACCUGCUCGUACAUAUCACCAGGCUUUGGGAACGAGCUCGUCGGUCUGUGCCUCGGCUAUUCAACCAUCGCAUCCAGACACAAACCCCACCAUUAUGAACUCACAUUGAAAUAGCAGUGCAGCUUUGUUUGCUUUCUUGAGUCAUUCUGCUUUUCUCUCAGCAAUUUCUAAUGUGUUUAUUACUGUGCAUAUUAUUGUUUGAAUAGGGAAGUUCAAAGUACAGUUCCCAGAUUUCUAUAGGUCUCUUGUGUGUUUACUGAGCUGUACUAUAAAUAUGCGGAUAUGGAAAGUACAUUGUAUUCCUUGCAUGGUCAUCUGCAUGAAUGUACAUUCCUGGUUAUUCUUUGUAUCUAAGAGAUGUAAAUAUACAGUUUAUUCAACUGAUAGAUGUAAAGAUGUUGUAAAUGUAUAAUAUUGUCAGACAGUUGCAACUAAGCACACAGUAGGCUGUAUUGGUUUAUGGCGCUUUGUAUUAAGGAUACGAUAAGAGCCAUGUGAAAACACAAAGUGCUGUGAAUGCAUUUGCAGAAGAACAGGAAAUGUUGUUUUCACGAAAGGUGUAAAUCUGCUUUCAAAAUGUAAAGUUAUCACCACUUAAGGAUUUCCUGUGUCUUGAUCUGCUGCAUACCUGAACAUAAGGUUUUAAAAAGUUGCUUGUGAAGUAUUCUAAAGUGAAAAUGCAAAGUUAUCAAGAAGACUUUCGCUGUUUAUUCCACAUCAUUUGAAUUUAUUCUCAUUUCAU